This is a messenger RNA of Priapulus caudatus, 1850 nucleotides long. RefSeq names its product E3 ubiquitin-protein ligase CHIP-like. The record is from RefSeq and is a predicted model, not a curated record. Gene Ontology annotation, cellular component: Z disc; cytoplasm. Lineage: Eukaryota; Metazoa; Priapulida; Priapulimorpha; Priapulimorphida; Priapulidae. Gene Ontology annotation, biological process: positive regulation of proteolysis; proteasome-mediated ubiquitin-dependent protein catabolic process; protein quality control for misfolded or incompletely synthesized proteins. The coding region runs from base 130 to 567 and encodes 145 amino acids. The transcript has 3 exons. Gene Ontology annotation, molecular function: ubiquitin protein ligase activity; protein-folding chaperone binding.
UGCACCAAUUCUGAGCACCAAUUGAACGUCGCUGCGAGAUUAGCCAAUCUGUAGAUUUCUUGAACUUUCCUUCUUUUUGGACCGUUCACGACCUCUUUCUCCGAUGACACGUCACACAAGUCACACAAUAUGAAAAUGAAUGCCAGUGAUCUCAAAGAACAAGGGAAUCGAUUCUUUCAGACAAGAAAGUAUGACGAUGCAGUGUCUUGUUAUACCAAGGCAAUUCUCAGGAAUCCCUGCAUACCAACCUACUUCACAAACCGCGCUCUCUGCUUCCUGAAGCUGAAGAAAUGGGAGGCGGCAUGUCAGGACUGCAGGCGCGCCCUCGAGAUGGACAAGGUCCUUGUCAAGGGACACUUCUUCCUCGGCGAGGCCUUGUUAGAGUUGGGCUACUACGAUGAUGCUAUCAGCAGUCUACAAAUCGGUAAGCACGGACACAUGCGGGUCGGCCACUUUGACCCCGUGACGCGGGCCGACCUCACGCAGCAGCAGCUCAUUCCGAACCUCGCCAUGAAGGAAGUGCUCGAUAUCUUCAUCGCCGAGAACGGCUGGGUGGAGGACUACUGACCCCCCGACCCGGACCCCGCGACCUCUGACCUCCGACCCCUGCAUCGCCGGGGAAGCAGAGCGUGGUCGCGCCGAGAGGUCCCCAGCGUCUGCUUCGCCGGGGAAGCAGAGCGUGGUCGCGCCGAGAGGUCGCCAGUGUUCGCUUCGCCGGCACGAUUACGAGGGCAGCGCGUCGCCACGGUAACGUCGCAGGGUCGCCGCCAAUUCCCUCCCCCACGGUAUUGUUGACGUCGGCACGUAGGGUGUAUGGGCUGGAAAUUCGCAGACGUUGCAGGCAGUUUGCAAUCUGUAAAUACCCCUGGGGGCAUAGUGAAAUACGGGAAUUCUGGUGGGGCCGUGGUUAGAAAUGAAAUUAGCCUUGACGUUCGUCUUAACGUUAGCUUUUUCCCGUGGUCCGGACCUCUGUACCGCUGUGUACGAGAAACUCGAGACUCGUUACUACGUUUCUGUCAACAAGUCUGUGAGAAAAAAGAUAAUGUUAAGACUAAUGCUAAAACUAGUUCUGUAUCUGACAACGGAGCCUCAGAUUAUUAGUUUUGCGAUAGCAGCAUUCGUGAUUACGCGUCGGGACGGCUUAAUUGGACUUUGGUGGUGCAAGUAAGUUUUCGUGCACACAGAGGCUUCUACAGAGGCUGAUCUAUGUACGGGGGUGAACCACGUUUGUUUUCUUCCAAAUGUCUUACGUUCUGAAAACGAACAGGGUUUGACACCUGCCGCAUUCCAUGAAUGUGUCUCAAUAGUGACUGUAGCAAAAUACGAGUUGAAACGUUUGUUUUAGCCGGUCGAUUAUCGGACAUUAAAAACAGGUUGCCGUAGCCUGUCUUUCGAUUAGAUGGGAGCUCCAUAUCAUAUUAUUGUGCACAAAAUUGAAAUUAAUCUAGAAAUGAAUUUGGAAGUAUUUUAACCGGCAAUCGAUAACAAUACAUCAAAAACGGUUAGCUAUAGUCACGAGUCACGCAAAUACACGUAAUAUAAAAAUUUUGAGCUUUUUGUAAAGUACAUUCAUACAUAGUUUAUUAUUGUGUACAUAUACAAUAUAUAUAUAAUUAGCUAAAGUACUAGAUUUAGCAAAUUUCUUUAAAUUAUUCUAAAAACGAAUUUUCUCUAAAUAAUUUACUGCUCUAGUUGGUAAUGUAUCUAUGUAAUAUUUAUUAGAAAUUGAUUUUUGUGUCAGUUUAUAAGUAAAGGUUCAUAUAAGAUUUAGUGACCUGCACAUACAUGAACUCAUGUUUAUGGAAUGAAAUAUAAGCAUGACAUAACUCUACAGUCCUGUACAACUCAAA